Molecule: messenger RNA, 576 nt
Organism: Miscanthus lutarioriparius
Lineage: Eukaryota; Viridiplantae; Streptophyta; Magnoliopsida; Poales; Poaceae
Source: the annotation of a GenBank genome assembly
AUGGCUGCCAACCUACCGCGUCUCCCCGUCCUCCUCUUCAUCUUCCUCGACGUCCAUGUCCCCUCCACCCAUGGCGACCCUCCUCUUCCGAGCACUUACGACGUCUCCAUGUGCUCGGAAUCCACCUGGUGCGGCAGCAACGAAAUCCGCUACCCGUUCUAUCUUGCCAACGCAACUGAAGCAACCGCCGAUCACAGCGGGAACUACUCUUGCAGCUACAUCGACUUGAGCAUUUCCUGCAAACUCGAGGGGCAGGCCUUGAUCCCUACCAUCCGUCUCGGCGGCGACGACUACACCGUCGAGAACAUCUCCUACAACUACAACGAUGGGACCAUCAUACCGGUGGACAACGACGUGUUCGUCGGCGGCAGCUGCCCCGCAAUCAGCCACAACGUCACCUUCGACGAGACAUGGCUGCAUAACACCAGCUCCAACGGCAACCUCACCUUCUUCUUCGGCUGCGACCUACACGAUCCCGUGGCGCAUGAAUUUGACGCAUUCAAAAUCAUAUGCGCGGGGUUCAAGAGUCCGCCAGAUGCUGCCCCAGGAGAUCGAGACUCCUUCGUGCUCACGUAG